Malania oleifera is the source of this 1278-nucleotide messenger RNA. RefSeq names its product chaperonin-like RbcX protein 2, chloroplastic. The record is from RefSeq and is a predicted model, not a curated record. NCBI's taxonomy places the organism in Eukaryota, Viridiplantae, Streptophyta, Magnoliopsida, Santalales, Ximeniaceae. The transcript is spliced from 5 exons. Gene Ontology annotation, molecular function: protein folding chaperone. The coding region runs from base 426 to 1106 and encodes 226 amino acids. Gene Ontology annotation, biological process: ribulose bisphosphate carboxylase complex assembly.
AAUUGGAGAAACCGUCUAGGUGGGUAGAGACUAUACGAAAAUCUGCUGUAGCGUAAUGAAUUUGCUUGAUUAAAAACAUGGAUGGAAAGAUAUGGGCCUCAAAAAAUUGUCUGGUGAGGGUUGACAAAUCCAAUUCAAAAACUGAAAAUACCAUUUUCAUUUUUCCCACACGCUUUCCUUGCAGUCUUUGAGUUCAAUUUUCCGUCCCCAUCUUCACUCUUGUUCAUUCUCACUUUAUGAAUCUUUGACUGUACUCGUUAAUCUCCAAAUUUCUCGGACACCCAUUAAUCAUUCCUCAAUUAUCCUUGCUGGGUGUCUCUUACUUUCUUGAAUUGUUCCCUGCAAGAUUGAAAUUUUGCCUAGUUUUGAUCUGGGUGUACCAUUUCUAAAAGUUCUUUUCGUUUUAGUUAUCUGUCAGAGAGAGGAUGGUGGGGGGUUUAGCUGUGGUUGGGUCGUCGGUUGUUGAUUCACACACCAGCCCUUGUUUGUGUUUGGAUUCACUGGUUUCAUCUAGUAUGAAUCUGAAGAGUAGUGGGGAUGUAAUGGUUCUGCAUAGAAACCCCUUCGCCGGAAAGCAUUUGCGGCGGCCGAGGUCGUUGGAAUUGAGCAGUUCUUUUGUUGAUUCAGGGCAUGAACGGUGGGUUUCCGGGAAAUCGCGUUCUCGUGUUGUUAAUCGGAAUUCGGGGAAGCAGCGCAGGGGUCGGAGUCUUGUGAUAGUCAAUGAAGUUGCCGGCCAGUACGAUGACAGUUUCGAGGAUGUCAAGACGACAUUACUCAACUAUUUCACACACAAAGCUGUGAGGACUGUUCUUAACCAACUCUAUGAGAUGAACCCAACGCAGUAUCGAUGGUUUUAUGAUUUUGUUGCAACACAUAAGCCUGGAGAUGCAAAACGUUUUUUACGCACUCUUGGGAAGGAGAAGCAAGAGCUUGCUGAAAGAGUCAUGGUAACACGCCUUCACCUCUAUGGAAAAUGGGUCAAGAAAUGUGAUCAUGCUGAAAUAUAUAAGGAGAUAUCAGAUCAGAAUUUGGAGUUGAUGCGUGAGCGACUCAUUGAAACUGUGAUAUGGCCAUCCGACGACACAAACAUAGAGAAGAUUGGUUGACACUGAUGCUUUAUCUUCCUUGAUUUUCCUUUUCUUGGACUCCUGCUCUUAAAAUCAAUGUUAGUUCAGUCUCUGAGAAUUUCAUUUAUAUUAUUUUCCACCAACUAAUAAGAAUAGUCAGAUGUAUUCUGAAACAUGUAUAUAUAAAUUUCAUCCACCCAUUUUAGAUCAA